UGCUUUGCGAAUCGCAUCCUCGUGCGAAAAUUUUUUUUUUUAAAUCUUUUAUAAAUAAAUUAAAUUUAUAAUUAAGCUAGCAAUAAUGACGAUUAUGAACAUUUUUCGUACGCGACAAAGCAUUAAUGCUAUUGAAUGCUUAGGAUCGUUGAUUCAGAUUAAUUCGGCAAGAUGUUUUUCUCAAGUGAAAGACAAAGAAAUAAAACAUCCAUCAAUAGAUCGAAUACGAAAUAUAGGAAUCUCAGCACAUAUUGAUUCCGGCAAGACAACAUUAACCGAAAGAAUUUUAUUCUAUACUGGAAGAAUUGCUGAAAUGCACGAGGUUAAAGGAAAAGACAACGUCGGAGCAACAAUGGACUCAAUGGAAUUAGAACGGCAACGGGGAAUCACAAUUCAAUCUGCAGCAACUUACACACUUUGGAAGGAUUACAACAUCAACAUCAUUGACACUCCUGGUCAUGUUGACUUUACAGUUGAAGUUGAACGUGCUUUACGUGUUCUUGACGGUGCUAUCCUUGUCCUUUGUGCUGUUGGCGGUGUUCAAAGUCAAACACUUACAGUCAAUCGACAAAUGAAACGAUACAACGUUCCAUGUCUUGCAUUCAUCAACAAACUCGAUCGUCUUGGCUCAAAUCCACAUCGUGUCUUAACACAAAUGAGAUCAAAACUUCAUCAUAAUGCUGCAUUUGUUCAACUACCGAUUGGUCUAGAGAGUGAUUGUAAAGGAAUUGUUGAUUUAGUCAGUGAGCGUGCACUUUAUUUUGAAGGAAAUUUCGGAAUGAACAUUCGUGAAGAUGAAAUCCCUCAAGACAUGAGAACAGAAGCGAAGGAACGUCGUCAAGAGUUGAUUGAGCAUGUGUCAAAUGUUGACGAUACACUCGGUGAAUUCUUUUUAGAAGAGAAAACGCCGGAAGUUUCUGACUUGAAAGCUGCCAUUCGUCGUGCUACUUUGAAACGGAAAUUCACACCGGUUUUCGUUGGAACAGCAUUAAAGAACAAAGGUGUACAACCCUUGCUUGAUGGUGUUCUUGAAUAUCUUCCAAAUCCUGGCGAAGUUGAAAACAUCGCUUUGAUUGAGAAGACAGGAGAAGAAACUGAAAAAGUUCUUUUGAAUCCAGCACGUGAUGGAAAAUCGCCUUUCGUUGGUCUUGCAUUUAAACUUGAAGCUGGAAGAUUCGGACAAUUAACUUAUUUAAGAUGUUACCAAGGUAUGUUAAAGAAAACUGACACGAUCUGGAAUGCAAGAACAGGGAAGAAAGUUCGUUUGUCUCGUCUUGUUCGUCUUCAUUCCAAUAACUUGGAAGAUGUCAAUGAAGUUUUUGCUGGCGAUAUUUUCGCAUUAUUCGGCGUUGAUUGUGCAAGUGGUGACACUUUCCUGAAUACAGCACGACGUGAUCUAUCAAUGGAAUCAAUUUAUGUUCCCGAUCCCGUUGUUUCAAUGGCAAUCAAACCAGCAAAUAACAAAGAUCGCGAUAAUUUUUCCAAAGCAAUUGCACGAUUUACCAAAGAAGAUCCAACAUUCCAAUUUGCUUAUGAUUCGGAUGUGAAGGAGACGAUUGUAUCGGGAAUGGGUGAAUUACAUUUGGAGAUUUAUGCUCAAAGGAUGGAACGAGAAUACAAUUGCCCAGUGGUUCUAGGAAAGCCCAAAGUUGCCUUCCGUGAAACUCUCACAGGUCCUUGUGAGUUUGAUUAUCUUCAUAAAAAGCAAUCUGGUGGAUCGGGACAAUUUGGACGUGUUUCGGGUAUUCUUGAGCCACUUCCAGCACCCAACAACACAGGUCUUGAGUUCACUGACGAAACAGUUGGAACGAAUGUACCAAAACAAUUCAUUCCUGGCAUUGAGAAAGGAUUUCGACUCAUGGCUGAGAAAGGUUUGCUUUCUGGUCACAAAUUAUCUGGAAUUAAGUUUCGGUUGAAGGAUGGCGCUCAUCACAUUGUUGAUUCAAGUGAAUUGGCAUUUAUGAUGGCUGCGCAAGGCGCUGUGAAGCAAGUUUUCGAAGAUGGAUCGUGGCAAAUUCUCGAGCCCAUUAUGUCUGUCGAAGUGACUUGUCCAGAAGAGUUUCAAGGCACAAUCAUUGGACAGUUGAACAAACGACAUGGAAUCAUCACUGGAACUGAUGGAACUGAAGGUUGGAGCUCAAUCUAUGCUGAAGUUCCACUUAAUGACAUGUUUGGCUAUGUUGGCGAACUUCGAUCAAUGACGCAAGGAAAAGGUGAGUUUUGUAUGGAAUAUUCAAGAUACUCGCCAUGCUUGCCUGAAGUUCAAGACAAAAUUAUCGAAGAGUAUCAACGAUCGUUUGGAAUAGUUCCAGAGGAAAAGAAGAAAUCGAAGAAGAAUUAAUGUGUAGAUAAUUAAAUAUUUUAUGUUGUAUAAUUUAUUGAUUGCUUUUGAAUAAAGUUGAUCGAAAAGCGAUAAAUUUUUGAAUGUUUUAGCUGGAAGU
Clunio marinus is the source of this 2441-nucleotide messenger RNA. The record is from the annotation of a GenBank genome assembly. Lineage: Eukaryota; Metazoa; Arthropoda; Insecta; Diptera; Chironomidae.